CAGCUGACGAAAGACAGAUCUACAGGUUCAGGAAAAAAAAAUUCAGAACUUUGUAUAUUCUACUGAUUUUGACAAAGGAGUCGUUCAUUACUGUACUAAGUGGAGGGUAGCGCACAGCGCGGGACUGGCGUUCUACCGUAAAGGCAGCCAUGUCCUCUGAUGUGAAGAUCACUCGUACGGGGCCCCCUCCAAUGGACCCCAACAAGUCGUAUGUGAACCCAGGAGAAGAGGACCAGAUGGAAAUUUAUGGGCACAGAAGAAGUAUCUUCAAAUGUGUCAUAAGUGGAGUGUUCCUAGUGGCGACAGCGGGGUUCCUGGGCUUAGUUUUCUACUGGAGGCGGGACUGGAUGUUACAAUGUACUCACUCUCGCUGUUCACUUAGCAAGGCCACCCGUGUGUUAUUGAAGGACCAGUACUUGCAGUGGUCAGUCAACAAAGUGAGGACAGUUACUAGGGAGGGACAGAGCGUGGAUCCAGACCUGUCGUCCAGCUUUGAGAGUGUGGAGUCCCUGACUCACGUCCCACAUAUAUCGCUGGAUCCCAAGGCAAACCUGACCAAGACCUCAUCAAGAAAUACAAUGGAAAAACCCGAAGCCAUUAUAAGAAACUUUGUGAACAAGAAGAUCAAAUAUAUUUGGAAUGCAGAGCUCAAGAGCUUUGAACGUCUCAAGGGUCUGGAAGAGGGAGUGUCUUGCGCAUAUUUCUAUGAAGCAGAAGGAGUCAGUGCAGACGAGAGAGCAAGAAGAAUUGUGCUUUAUGGUGCAAAUUACAUUGAGGUCCACGUUACUCCUAUUUUGAAGAUAUUUAUACAGCAGAUUUUCAGCCCGUUCUACGUGUUCCAAGUGUUCAGUUGUGCCCUGUGGUACGCGGAUGUGUACUACUAUUACGCCAGCACCAUUGUCCUCAUCACCUCAGUCUCCAUCGUGGUGGCCAUAUACCAGAUCAGGAAGAUGGAGAGAAAACUGAAGAAUACCAUUCAUGGCCGGGACACGGUGACAGUAAAGCAAGGGACACAUGCUGAUGAUUUUAGUGAGAUGUCCUCAGAUUCUCUAGUACCUGGAGAUAUCCUAGAAAUUCCACGACAUGGCUGCAUCAUGACAUGUGAUGCUGUCCUCAUAGCUGGAAACUGUAUUGUCAAUGAGAGCAUGCUGACAGGUGAAAGUGUCCCUGUCACCAAAACACCAGUUCCUAAGCCCAACCCAGGCUCUGCUGAAGAGACAUUCUCUAUGAGUCAUCACUCGCGCCAUAUCCUGUACUGUGGGACUAGAGUUAUACAAACCAGGUUCUAUAAAGGACAGAGAGUGAAGGCAGUGGUCCUCAGGACAGGUUUUAUGACGGCCAAGGGGGAACUGGUGAGGUCCAUUAUGUUUCCAAAGCCAAUGAACUUCAAGUUUACUCAAGAUGCGUACUUGUUUGUUGGUGCCCUGGCCGCCAUUGCUUUCAUGGGUUUCAUCUAUGUCAUAGUCAUAAUGGUGGGUGAUGAAGAAGAGCCGGGAGACAUAGUUCUCCGUACUCUAGAUUUAAUCACCAUAGCGGUACCCCCGGCCCUCCCUGCGGCACUCACCAUUGGCACAGUGUUCGCACAGAGCCGCCUUAAGAAGACUGGUAUCUACUGCAUCAACCCGGCCACCAUCCCAGUGUGUGGAUCCACUAAUGUGGUCUGCUUUGAUAAGACAGGUACCCUUACAGAAGAUGGCCUGGAUAUCUGGGGUGUGGUACCUGCGGAGGAAGGCAGAUUCCAAGAUGUUGUCCACGAAGCAAACACUUUGCCUGAAGACAACCUUCUCAUCUCCAUGGCAACCUGUCACUCUCUGACCAGGAUAGAAGGAGACAUCUCUGGUGAUCCUCUGGAUGUGAAAAUGUUUGAAGCCACCACUUGGGAAUUGGAAGAACCAGGAGAAGAGGAGACCAAUAAGUAUGAAUCGCUGGCUCCAACCAUCGUCCGUCCGUCACGGCCUGAUAUCGUAAAUGCUGCCAACCUGCCUCCUGAGUUGGCGCCAUUAGAGGUGGGUAUUGUCCGGCAGUUCACCUUUACCUCUGCCCUCCAGAGAAUGUCCGUGAUUGUGAGGAUUCUGGGACACGACAACUUCCAGCUGUAUGCUAAAGGAUCCCCAGAGAAGAUAGAGUCCCUGUCAAAACCGGAAACAGUUCCUAAGAACUUCCACAAUGUCUUGAUGCAGUACACAGAGCAAGGCUACCGCGUGUUGGCUUUGGCAUGGAGACCUCUUCCCAAGCUGAACUAUGUGAAGAUACAGAGAGUGGCAAGGGAAGAAGUGGAAUGUGACCUCAGCUUUCUAGGACUGCUGGUGAUGGAGAACAAGCUGAAACCAGAAAGUGCCUCUACCAUCAAAGUGCUGCAGGAGGCCAAUGUAAGGCCAGUGAUGAUAACAGGUGACAACAUGCUGACAGCACUAAGUGUUGCCAGGGAGUGCGGAAUGAUACAGCCAGGACAGAAUGUCAUUCUGGCCACUGCAUCCCCUCCCUCUGGAGCUGAGCUUAACCCCAGGUUAGAGUGGGUGGUUGCUGAGGAGACCAGCGAGAGAAUCGAAGAGCUGAAAGUGCGAGAACUGGGUGACGUCAACCUCGUCAUGGAGCAAGCCAACAAAUUCCAUAUUGCAGUCACAGGGAAGACAUGGGCUGUUGCUAAGCAACUGUAUCCAGAGAUACUGCCCAAACUUGCAGUGAGAGGCACGGUAUUUGCCAGAAUGUCUCCAAACCAGAAAGCACAACUGGUGGAGGUGCUACAAGAGAUCGGUUACUAUGUGGUAAUGUGCGGGGAUGGAGCCAAUGACUGUGGAGCUCUCAAAAUGGCGCAUGCUGGGAUUGCGUUGACGGAGGCUGAGGCUUCAGUGGCGUCACCUUUUACCUCUAAGGAGCAGAACAUCCGGUGCACGCCAACGCUUAUAAGGGAAGGCAAGGCGGCUCUAACCACAACAUUUGGGAUUUUCAAGUUUAUGGCGUGUAUCAGCUUGACACAGUUUGUAACUGUCCUCAUAUUAUAUUGGAUUGGCAACAACCUGACCGACUUUGGGUUCUUGUAUAUUGAUAUGAUUCCUGUCACAACUUUGGCUGUCACAUUCAGUUACACCAGGGCCUACCAGAGCCUAACCAAGGACAAGGUGACGGUCAGUCUGUUUACUGCCCAGCCACUGAUGUCACUGGUCUUCCAGAUGAUCCUGAUGACCGGCAUACAGACGUUCUUUUUCUUCUAUGUAAAGACCAUGCCUUGGUUCGUCUCCUUUGUGGACAAUCCUGACGAUGAGUAUGCCAGUCACAUGAACGCCACCAUAACUCUCAUCUCCUGCUACCAGUAUGUCACCCUGGCAGUGGUCUUCCACAAGGGGGCGCCCUUCAGGAGGUCCAUGUUCACCAACUGGUUUUUCCUCAUCAACGUGAUAGCUGUGACGAUCAUCAACGUGUGGCUGACCAUCUACCCACCUCAGUUCCUGACUGACCUCAUGGAGCUUGCAGACCUUCCAGACAUGCUGUUCAGAAUAAUUAUAGUGUGUGUGGCUGCCGUCAACUUCCUGGCGUCAUUAUUCCUUGAGACCUUUAUCCUGGAUGGUUUAGUCCGAGAAAAAGUUCGCACUGUGGCCAGAAAAUGGUGCUGCAAGUCCAAGCAGUAUCGUUACAUGCACAUUGAGGACGAGAUUGUAGCCUCUUCUCAUUGGCCGCCAGUGAAUACUGCGACCUCUGACCUUGCCAGAGUGCUGCGCCAGGAGAGCGCCAUUGCAACAGAUGAUACCGGCAUUGUGACCAGUUCAAGCAAG
Molecule: messenger RNA, 3770 nt
Organism: Lingula anatina
Lineage: Eukaryota; Metazoa; Brachiopoda; Lingulata; Lingulida; Lingulidae
Product: polyamine-transporting ATPase 13A3
Biological process (GO): intracellular calcium ion homeostasis; polyamine transmembrane transport
Cellular component (GO): membrane
Molecular function (GO): ATP hydrolysis activity; ATP binding; P-type transmembrane transporter activity
Source: RefSeq, a predicted model, not a curated record